GCAAUGAUUUUUACGUAGAAACGAGCGAUUGCAGAAAGUGAAAUUAUUAAAUAAACAAAUUAAGAUCUGAUUGCAAAAUAAAAUAUUGUGUAAAUGUGUUUAAUGUUUACUUUCGAAGAUUAAAGCCAUUUAAGAAAGCAAGCAAAAAAAAAAAGAAACGGUUGUCCAGAGCCAUUAACUGAAAAGUGUGCACAGUGAACAAGUAGCAGGAGAAAACAACAAUAAAAACAAGCAACGACCACAAAAAUAAUUAAAUUUUUUGUGUUAGUAAAAAAAUUACAAAAAGAAACCAAGUAAAAUUUAUUGUUAACAAAUUGUGUUGUUGCUCGCUCUAUCUGCAAAGAAGUGGACUUAUUAUAGCCAUAGCUGCUACGCUUACAACGAACAGCGAAGAGAUAAAAGCACUAAAAUAAAUUCGCAAAGAGCCCAUCGAAAAUCAACACUUUCAUUUUCAUUUGGGUUUUAUUGUUUAAACGCCAGUCGACGGAGCCAAAGCCAGCCAGGUUGUUUUUUUUUCUCAACAUUUUAAACGGCUCUUUUCGCCUCUUCGUUUGGAAUUGUUACGGAUCGGUUUCGUUUGUUUGGUGUUAAAUAAUAGUUGGCUGUAAAGAAAACAACAACAACAACAGCGACACAGCGGCAACAGCAAUAAUUGAAAAGCAUAAAACGAUUCAAAAUCACAUUUUUUGCAACUUCCGUUUCCUGACAAAUGUUUUGAGAUCUGGUUGAGCUUUUAUUUUCUUAUUCGUAUUUCUUCAUCUGUGCCUACUGACUGAAGGCUCUCUGCUCAAUAUGCGUUUGACUGCAUUCUUUAUAAGCAUAGGUUUAAUAACUGCCAUAUUAAUACCUCGGUCAACAGCCGCAGAAGAUGAUGACUAUGAACCACGUCACUUGACCAACGACCAAUCGUCUUUUUUCCAGUCACAAUCGGAUUCGCCCUUUUCCAAGCAGCCGCCAACACCAGCGUAUGCGAGUAGAAUUGGGCGGACGAGAGAUCUGAAACUCGAUGUCGAUUCAGGUUCAGAGUCGGAAAGCAGUAACGAUAGUGAGGAUGACGUUGAUAACGAUGAUGAUGAGGAAGGUUCUGCGGAGUAUUACGAUGAGGACAGUGACGAGAGUGCGAGUACAUCAAAUGCUAGUGAUAAUAGUGGCAGCGAUGAAUCUUUGCCUCGCUUGCUAUCCCAAUCUGCCUUUAAUAGAAUAUCAGAAACAUUGGGAGCCUUGAAUACUAUGGGCCAUUUGUUAGUUGAUAUGACACGAGGAGGUCAAGACAGUAAAACAGAACCAACAUCAACGGUGGCUUCGUUGACGCCUUCAACAACAACAACCACCACCACAGAGUCUGCACCAAAAGAAAGUGAUAAUACGGCAAAAGGGUUAGGAGCAUCCGCGAUAGGAAAUAGCAUUGGUAUUGUUCCCAUUAAGAGUACCAACUCUGUUCAAGUUCAAGCCAAUAAACGUGUAGGCCAAGAUGAUACAGUUGCAGCCAAACCUAUGUUUGUCGAAAAUAAAGAGGUUAAGAAGCGUAAGAAAAAGAAGAAGAACAAGAAUAAGACCAAGAAGACUACAGGAGACAUUGCCGUCAAUACCACAACACUUUCCAAAGCUCCCACCACAUUAAGGCCCACCACCCUAAGGCCUACAACAUUGAGUAGUGAUCAACAGGCGCUGGCCAACGAAGAGACAUCAGCUAAGGAUAUUGAGAAUCGCUGCAAGACACCCAGUGGUCGUCCUGGACGUUGUGAAGAUCUCAGCAGUUGCCCCGCAUUGCUGUUGAAUCUCAGUAGCCUCCGGGAGUCCCUUUGCUUCAAGAGUCUCUUUGUGCCAGGAGUGUGUUGUCCCAUAUCAGAAGCCUCCACGGUGUUGACAACACAAAGACCAUUGAAGUUGACUACUAGAGCUCCAACGACAGCAGCAACCACUACAAAACGCCCGUCUACAACCCGCCCCUCAACGCCCAGUUUGGUGUUACGGCCUCAAAGUAAGCCAUCAACAACGACGACGACAACUACCACAACGGCAAAUCCUUUGGAUUCCAAUGACUUGGAUCUUUUGGGCACUAAUAACAUAGUGGACCCUGAGGAUUGUGGUCAGCAGGAGUAUUCAACGGGACGCAUUGUGGGUGGAGUAGAAUCGCCCAACGGUCAAUGGCCUUGGAUGGCGGCAAUUUUCUUGCAUGGCCCGAAACGCACAGAGUUCUGGUGUGGUGGUUCCUUGAUUGGUUCCAAAUAUAUUUUGACAGCGGCGCAUUGUACCAGAGAUUCACGACAGAAACCGUUUGCUGCCCGACAGUUUACAGUUCGAUUAGGUGAUAUUGAUCUUUCAACCGAUGCUGAACCUUCUGCUCCCGUUACCUAUGCCGUCAAGGAAGUUCGAGCUCAUGAAAGAUUCUCUCGCAUUGGCUUCUAUAAUGAUAUUGCCAUUCUUGUCCUGGACAAACCAGUACGCAAAUCAAAAUAUGUCAUACCUGUUUGCUUGCCUAAAGCUGGACGUAUGCCUCCGAAAGAUCGUUUGCCAGGUCGCCGUGGUACAGUAGUUGGCUGGGGUACCACCUAUUAUGGUGGCAAGGAGUCGACCUCACAGCGUCAGGCAGAAUUGCCUAUUUGGCGCAAUGAAGAUUGUGAUCGUUCCUAUUUCCAACCAAUCAAUGAAAAUUUCCUAUGUGCUGGCUAUUCAGAUGGUGGAGUAGAUGCUUGCCAGGGCGACUCCGGAGGACCUCUAAUGAUGCGUUAUGACUCGCGUUGGCUUCAAUUGGGUGUCGUUUCUUUCGGUAACAAAUGCGGCGAACCUGGUUAUCCCGGUGUUUACACUCGCGUCUCAGAAUAUUUGGAUUGGAUCACCGAACACACCAACGACUAGUUUACCUGAUUAUUCCUUGUUAUCCGUGUUUGAAGAUGUGACUAGUCCAAAUUGAUUGAGAUGUCCUGUUGAAUUCGUUGAUCUUAUUUUUUAAUUUAUUAAACUUACCCCCUCGA
Messenger RNA from Stomoxys calcitrans (stable fly), 2975 nucleotides. Its product is annotated as clotting factor B. Lineage: Eukaryota; Metazoa; Arthropoda; Insecta; Diptera; Muscidae. Bases 793 to 2859 code for a protein of 688 amino acids. The transcript has 6 exons. The record is from RefSeq and is a predicted model, not a curated record. Gene Ontology annotation, biological process: proteolysis. Gene Ontology annotation, molecular function: serine-type endopeptidase activity.